This is a messenger RNA of Clonostachys solani, 1977 nucleotides long. The record is from the annotation of a GenBank genome assembly. Lineage: Eukaryota; Fungi; Ascomycota; Sordariomycetes; Hypocreales; Bionectriaceae.
AUGCCUCCCACAAGACGCCGACGAACUCGGACGGGCUGUUUGACCUGUCGCGCCCGUAAGAUCAAAUGCGACGAGGCUGCCGCCAUCUGUACCCAGUGCUUGCGCUCAGACUUGCAAUGCCGUCGAUCUAGGAAUGAAAGCCUGUCCGAGUCCACUCGCUCGCGGUUGGCUUUUACAGCAAAGAACAAUGACCAGCGACUCACCCAAGCCGGGACAAGGCGUCAACGUGUUCAACGCUCCUGCGUGUCCUGCAAGUUGGUUAAGAAGCGCUGUGACGGGGAGCGGCCUCUUUGCGGUAGAUGCCUGAAGAAUAAUCAACAUUGCGUCUAUGACGAGAAUAACCCGCCCAGCGACACCGGGAAUUCGAUAGCCGAAGAUGAACAACAGGUUACCUCGAGCCUCUCACGUCCCUCCUUUCUAUCGCCCCCGGCAACGACAGUGGACUUCCCUGACAGGAUCAUCGCUCGAGAUCUAUGCAAAACCUUCUUUGAUGAGAUUGCCCCCUUGCGCUGCCUAGGCUUCCUCCACCGACACAUCUUCCUUCAACACGUGCAAAACUGCGAGGAUGGCCGGGAACCGCUCUUGCUCUCCGUGUGCGCCCUUGCCACCAAGUCAAUCAAGCACCGUGAACUAUGGGAGAUCGGCUGCAGAUGGGCUCGCAUCGCACAGGGGCUCGUCCUAGCCGAAGUCCAGGACAUCAGCGUGCACAGGCUGAUGUGCAUAGUGCUUCUCCACGAGCACGCCGCACGCACCAGCGAGCACCGGCUCUGUUUCAUCCUGUCUGGCUUAGCAUCUCGUUAUACGCAGGCCCUCAGCCUCAACCUCGAGUAUGACCACGAUGUCCUGUCCACCACUGGUCUCCUGUCUCCAGUGGAGCGAGAAUCCAGGAGACGGCUGAUGUGGGCUUGUUACAUCAUGGACACAAUGGUGGCCUGCGGUCUGAACCAUCUCCAGACGAUUGACACUACCACCAUCCAGAUACAACUUCCCUGUGAUGAUAGGUACUUUCUGUACAAGGUGGCUCGCAUCACCGCCAAGGUGCCUGUGUGUUUCGAGUCUGCGCCCAACAGGGAAGCCCCGAUAUCAACCGAGAACCAAGACACACACGCAUUCCUUGUCCGUCUGUUUCUCAUACGCGACCGUAUCCUGAGAUAUGUUGACGACCAUACAGACGAAGAAGAUCCAUGGAGGUUGAUGGGUCCCCUGGCCGACUUGGAGCACUGGAAGGAGUCGCUGCCGCCUGAGCUGCAGUUCAAUUACGACGUCAUUGUAAUACGCAAGGAGCAGUCAAUGCUUUCGGCUCUCAUCUCCCUGCACGUGCAGUAUCACCAAAUUAACUGCCUUCUAUAUCGAUGUACAAUCCCCAGCAUGCUCUUCCCCGCAAGAGCACAUACCGGACUAUCAAGGAAAGCCUCUAUUGAGUUCUUAUCAGAUAGCCGACGUGGAUGGUUUGAUCAUGCGUGCGCCAUGUCCGCCAUUUUCAAGGUGGCUCUAGAGCAGAAACCCGAGUCCAUGGAAGACCCAGCCGUGGGCUUCUCAACAUACAAUGCCAUAAUUAUCAAAUUCCUCUAUCUCACAAACUUUGUACCCCCAGGGGAAAGACUUCUGAGAAUGGAGAGUAUCUUACCACUGGUUGAUAUCGACCUGCAGUUUUUACGGGAACUUCACGAGUACCACCCUUCCGUACGCUCUACGUGCCUGGCUGCAGAGCGCUUAGUCGACGAGGCCAAGGUGAAGAUCUCCCAGGAUCCGACUAUCACGUUAUCUGAAUCAGGCAAUCUUGUUGGUGUCUUUAGCUUCCCUACAGACUCCAUCUCCCUGGACCAUCGCACAAACCAACUAUCUACGAUUGCGCAAAUAAGGAAAAACCUGCCAGAGAUGCAUGCUCCCGACUUGGCAUCUGUCCCAUUGGGCUGUGGCACACAAUCACCUGAAGAGCCCGGGAGGCUCUGGCUAUGGAUCGAUCAGGGAGCGUAA